Messenger RNA from Sphenostylis stenocarpa, 174 nucleotides. Lineage: Eukaryota; Viridiplantae; Streptophyta; Magnoliopsida; Fabales; Fabaceae. The record is from the annotation of a GenBank genome assembly.
AUGGCUGGACCUCAACCACUUAUUGCUUCUCGUGGUCCCCUAGUGUUGGAAAUUGCAGUGCUUAAUCUUCUUGCACACCUGGGCCUUGCAACUAUCAUGGCCACACAACAACAACAUAAGCCUCCUGGGGCUAGUGCUAUGAAUGUGACUUCUUCGUCACAAGCUAAUCAGUGA